AUGCAUGUUCGACAAGUAGUUAUAAACAGUUUUCUUUUCCUUUUCAUCCCCUGCGGCUUGUACAAACAAACAUUUGUUACAGAAAUGCAAAGCUUCUUUGAUGAAAUAGAAAAUAUAGCUAACGAAGAUAUUGUGAAUGAUGAUUUUACAAAUAUAGAAACCAAGUUGAACAAAAAAUGCGCUCAGAUAAUUGAAAAGAAGAAAAAUAGUACGACCUUACCGAUACAAUCAAAAAUUAUUCUUUUCCUAGAAGAAAUAGAUUUCAUUAAUCAUACAUUAAAUGUGUAUGAAGAGGAGAAAGAAAGAGAAAAAGAAAGAGAACUUAGGAGAAGAGUAGAAAGAGAAGAAGAUCAUGAAGAUGAAGACAAGGAAAAAAUAAACAAAAAAAAGAGGAGGGGAAAAAACGAAUCUAACGAACAGUUAGGGAAGGAGGUUUCCAAAGACUUGGAUGAUAUUUUAAAAGACGUAAUUUAUUUGGAGUUGGGUCUUAAGGAGUCUGAAAAUACGAACAAUACAAAAAAAAUAUUGCUCGAAAUUAGUGAAAUAUUAGAUAAAAUAGAGAGCAAGGAUUUUGUGCUAACAACCAAGAAGUCCUUAGACAUAAGAAUAGAUGAUUUUCGGAAAAACGAAAUAAGUGAAACCUACUUUUCAAAAAAAAUAAACGAAAUAUACCAGGAUACACUGUUAAAUUCUGAGCAAGAGGACGGAGCAAAGAGGGCAAAUGAGAGUAUCAGCGAAGAAACAAAAAAUAAUUUUGUUGAUGAAAUUCCACAUAGCAAUUUAAUUGUGUCUUCAUCGGUAAAUGAUGAUACUAAUGAAGGCUCUAAGGGUAGUGGACCUUACCCCACAUAUGGAUAUAACGGAGCAGGAGAAGGGCGAGCAAUAAGCAAUAAAAAUACAGGAAAAAAAGCGAACACGAGAAAAAAUAAGAAUCAGCAAAAAAUAGAAUCGUCAAAUUUUUUUCAUAAAAAAAAGGUACAUAAAUGGAAUUCGCAUAAAUGGAUUGUGCAAACUGAAGUUAGUAGAGAGGUGGCAGAAAGUAGCGGAAGAAACGAAGCUAAGGAGUGA
Plasmodium malariae is the source of this 1068-nucleotide messenger RNA. Its product is annotated as conserved Plasmodium protein, unknown function. Bases 1 to 1068 code for a protein of 355 amino acids. The transcript has 6 exons. Lineage: Eukaryota; Apicomplexa; Aconoidasida; Haemosporida; Plasmodiidae. The record is from RefSeq and is a predicted model, not a curated record.